Molecule: messenger RNA, 1512 nt
Organism: Bactrocera dorsalis (oriental fruit fly)
Lineage: Eukaryota; Metazoa; Arthropoda; Insecta; Diptera; Tephritidae
Exons: 4
Coding region: 519-1163 (214 amino acids)
Source: RefSeq, a predicted model, not a curated record
UUAAGCGGAGGAGAAUUUGCUAGAAUCUGUAGAUAUUAACAUGGUUUCUCAAUUUCCGUUAGAUCCCAUGCAUUUAGUUGAUUUAGGGGUUAAUAAGAAAAUUCUUCAGUUGCUUGUUAAGAGAGGGAACGUAACAAAAAUGAAUGAAAAAAUAUUAUAUAUUAACAACUACGUUCCCUCUAAAUUUUCCAGACGCAGUAGAGAUCUGGACGAAAGAAGCAACUGGAAGUCCACAGAAUAUCGCCAAUUUUUGUUAUAUUCGGGUAUAAUUGUGUUGGUGAUGUUUUGAAAGAGCCUUUGGUAUCCUUAUCUGUUUAGGUAUUCUAGUAAGUGAAAUUAAAGAUGAGGACAUUCAAAUUAUUAAAAAAGCAGAUUUAAAAUUUAAGUAUUUUUCUAUUCCAAUAGGGAAUAAAAUUAUUUUAAUUCCUCUAUUGCAUAAUUUGUUUUGUAAUUUUACACAGGUUUUUCUUUCCCCACUCACUCCUCUUCCUCGGAGAACAUUAGUGCACGGCAGCGAGAUGGUAAAUUGGCUUUAUUUUACUUACAUGUUUUUCAUUGUAAUCAUUUUAACUUUCUUUAUAGGAGAAGAAAUGAGCCAAUUUCGUAUCGCCGAGCCCCAUUCGCAGUGUAUGGCCACCCAACUUCAACAUAAUAUAAGUGGCGAUACUACCUUGGUACUGCAGAAAAUCCUUGAAAGCCUUGGUAGAAUAGAACCUCGACAAGAAUACAUGAUAAAUUUGUUAUCACCUGUAGAAACCGCUCUCGUUGAGAAGAUGCCAGAACGUGCUGAGAUCCAAGCACAAGGUCAAUUGUUGAGGGAGUAUAAGGUGCUCUCGACAAAAACCCACUGCAGUGUAAGCCGCAUCACUGGUGUAGGAGCACACCAAGCUUACUCUGACGCUAUCGCGGCCUUUAUCCUAAAUCUAAAAUCCACCAAGGACUCGAUAGAGAAGGUUAUGCAGUCCUUAUUUAGUGACGAGUUGGUGUGGCUAUACAACUACGAUGGAAAAGCGGGGAAAAAGGCCUUAAAUAAAUUAGAAAUAGCGGAUAUCACUCUCGCUGCAUUUGCAAGUAUGCAUGAUAAGAAAAAUUUAGCUGCAAGACAUUUUGUUAGUUUAAGCCAUAAUCGUUAUAAACAUAUUAAUGGUAAUAUAAGGAAUUAGAUCUUUUUAAAUUUAAUUUUAAGUUUUUUAUUAUUAUUGAUAAUUCGGGUGGUGGAGCACGGUGCUCGCUCGUUCCGUUGAUGUGGUUGGCCGUGGGGAAACGGUCGGCGUAAAUGAUUCCACAAAUAUUGAAUAAAAAACCAAAAAGUUUCAUAUAAUAAAUGUGUUUAAUUAUAAAAAUUUGAAACCACACUUACCACGUCUGUAUAGCAGGGGUGUCGCAAAAGAAGAGAGCGCGCAACUUUUCCUUAGAAUUUAUUUGCGCGCGAAUUAAACUCCGAUAAAAACUUCGAAAAAGAAGAAAAGAAAAGAUUGCUCUGUCGAUACAGACGUGGCAAAAGAAAUUGGG